Molecule: messenger RNA, 875 nt
Organism: Penaeus monodon (black tiger shrimp)
Lineage: Eukaryota; Metazoa; Arthropoda; Malacostraca; Decapoda; Penaeidae
Product: UBX domain-containing protein 4-like
Molecular function (GO): protein binding
Source: RefSeq, a predicted model, not a curated record
GUCAGAAGGAGCUGCGAGUCAACCGAGUGAGCUGAUGAGUUUUCGUUCAUCUCCGUUGCACUGCAAUCUGAGCUUGCCUUUUUUUCUUGCAAGUUGCUUUUGGUGGUUAAUAGAGAGCAAGAAUGAAGUGGUUUGGAGGAAGUAUUCCAGAGGCAAUUAGUUCAGCCAAAACACAGAAUGCCAUAUUUGUGGUAUAUGUGUAUGAUUCAUCAGAUGCUUCAAAAGCUACUGAUGAAGUCCUUGUAGACACAGAUAUAUCAGCAGUCUUGAGUUCGAAUAAGUUCGUAGCAAUUAAGCUUGAGAAUGGUACUGAAAGUGCCUUGCAGUUUUCUCAGAUCUAUCCUUUGGUGCUUGUUCCGUCACUGUUUUUCAUUAGUGGUCAGACAGGAUUACCAUUAGAAGUUCUUGGAGGACCACUUACCAAAGAAACUAUAAGGCAGAAGCUCACCUCCUUGGUUCCUGAAGAAAAUCAGGGUGCCAGCUCUGCUGUGACAGCUAAUGAAAAUGUGAAAGAGGGUGACACACAGAACUCCAAUAGUCAACUAGAACAGAAAUUAGAUAAACCAAACUCGGCAGAGGACGGUGCAGCCUCUGCUUCUGCCUUGAUUCAGUCACCAAAAGAGCCAACCUCAGACGACCAAGCAUCCCCGUCCGGCUUAGGCAAUGAAAAUAAGUCUGAGGCAAAUGUAACCCCAGACUCCGGAAUUCAAGAUGAUUCAGGAACUCCAGACCAUGAAGAAAAUGACAGUGAAGCAAUAGAUGAUUCAGUCAGCUUGGAAGAAAGAGUAGAGAGAGCAAAGGUUCUUCUUGCCCAAAAACGAGCAGCUCAGGCACAGGAGAAAGCACAUGUGAGUGAUGUAGUCAGUCUGGUACAU